Messenger RNA from Puma concolor (puma), 1150 nucleotides. It is a transcript of the gene RASSF3, whose product is annotated as Ras association domain family member 3. Gene Ontology annotation, biological process: signal transduction. The record is from RefSeq and is a predicted model, not a curated record. Lineage: Eukaryota; Metazoa; Chordata; Mammalia; Carnivora; Felidae. Gene Ontology annotation, cellular component: cytoplasm.
GGAGGCGGCCCACGCGCGACGGGACCAGCAGCAUGAGCAGCGGCUACAGCAGCCUGGAGGAGGACUCCGAGGACUUCUUCUUCACCGCCAGGACCUCCUUUUUCAGGAGAGCGCCCCAGGGCAAGCCCCGCGCCGGCCAGCAAGAUGUGGAGAAAGAGAAGGAAACCCACAAUUACCUCAGCAAAGAGGAAAUCAAAGAGAAAGUUCACAAAUACAACUUAGCAGUCACAGACAAGUUGAAGAUGACCUUGAACUCAAAUGGGAUUUACACUGGCUUCAUUAAAGUCCAGAUGGAACUCUGCAGACCCCCACAGACUUCUCCGAGCCUUGGAAAGCUUGCUCCCAGUAGCAAUGGCUGUACGAACACGCUUCACAUCAGCAGCACGAACACCGUGGGGGAAGUGAUCGAGGCCCUGCUCAAGAAGUUUCUCGUGACCGAGAGCCCUGCCAAGUUUGCACUUUAUAAGCGUUGUCACAGGGAAGACCAAGUCUAUGCCUGUAAGCUCUCAGACCGGGAACAUCCGCUCUACCUGCGUUUGGUGGCUGGGCCCAGGACAGACACCCUUAGUUUUUGUUCGUGAGCCUGAGAAAUGGGAGGAGAGUGGGAAGCCUUCAGCCUUCCAGAACUACAGAAUUUCUUGCGGAUCCUGGACAAGGAGGAAGAUGAGCAGCUGCAGAGCCUGAAGAGGCGCUACGCAGCCUACAGACACAAGCUGGAAGAAGCCCUCAGUGAGGUGUGGAAACCCGAUUAAGGCACCGGGUUCCCUGCCGCUCGGGAAGGAAAGGCGCAGGACCUGUGUACAAACCGGCGCAAGGGUCUCUCUCGUCGGAGGGCUGUCUUCUUGCCCCGUGACGCUAGGGUCUUCCCUCUUCGAUCGCUAGAUCUAGUUCCCAAAACCUGGUCACGCAGCGUCCCGCACCUUAGGCAUCUUCUGUAAGGGAUUCUGCAAGCUUGUUCUGUUACGGCACUGCGGUGUUACCUCUCGGCAAGCUGUGAAUCUGUAGUCUCAUCUGGAGCCAUCCAGACUGCUUUGAAGCAUGGACUCUGGGGUUUUUGUUUUUGUUUUUAAGUCCUUACUUUCCUUUAGUUACUUUAAUUAUGUGAUGAUGCUGUUAAGCUGAAGGAUGUGCAAAUGAUUUUUUAAAGGCU